CGCUUUGGCCGUUCAGACUGAAGUCGCAUGUCAAAAGAUCGGAUAUGUAUCGAUUUUAGGACCACGUAUCCAAGUGGCCUGGGUCGCAUUUGAAAAAAUUUGAUCUGUGUUGUUCAGACUGUCAUUAAAAGAUCAGAUACAGGUCACAUAUGGGCCAAAAAAUCUGAUUUGGGUCACUUCAGGCUGCAGUCUGUUAGCUUACUACUACUCAAUACUACUGCUAGCAUUAGACCAAAUAUAUUUAGUAUUUUUAUGAAUUAAAUUAACUGCAGAGUGUCCUAAAAAGGUAAAGUAAUCUGACCCGGGGCAUGUGAGAGCUCAGGUGGUUGGACUUGUGGCUUGUUGAGUUCAGGUUCUGCUGAAAAACAAACUCUAUUAGCUGGUAGCUUUGCGCUGUUAGCUCUUAGCUUAGCUUAGCUUUGGACGGUGAAAUGUGGCUUCUCUCUCGGACUGUAGUUCUCCCGCUGGAAACGUUACAAAAGCCCAACACUGAUGUAGUGUAAUAUUCAAAAUAGACACUUUCUAAGUGUUUGACGUUUACACUGUGAAUCAACAACUACUUAUUUUACUCUACAGCAUUGUCAUAGUGGAAAUAACGCUUGACUAUGUUAAAACAUGUCAUAUCUGGAUUUUCUUCCCUUUACUCACAACAACACCGUGAAUUUAACACUUUGCUGUGUAAUGGGAAGGGGUGGGGGCAGAGUGUCUUGGGGUAAGCAUAGCAACAGCAGCUUGUUUAUAGCGAUCUUAUCAGUGUUAUUAUGCUGUAGUGGUUAUAAAUUAAACUGUACUAAGAGAGAUAGGAUUUACAGCACACUUGUAACUUCCUUGUUUGACCCUCCCUUGUUUGUGAUUUUGACACACACUUGAAAACUUCACAGACUGCUCAGAGAGGGCAAGCAAUUUCCACAAGGACUUUUGUGUGGUAUUCUUCAACUUUGUUUUGGAUUUGUUGAUAAUCCAUGAAUCCCCUUUGUGUUUGAAGAUGGACAUUUUUUCCAACCAAUUGUGGAUGUUGGGUUUUCUAGCUAUUAUUCACCAAGCACAAGCAUAUGCCAGUGGUGGUUUUCCACAAUCAUGUGACUCUAUGCUUGUUGAACAUGAUAGUCCUGCUCAAAACGGCCCCAUCCCAUUUGAAGUUCAAACUUUCAAAGCUAAACAGGAUUUAAUUACUGUAACACUUAAAAGUACAGGCAGUAAGACAUUUACAGGAUUUAUGCUGGAGGCUCGGAGUAAAGUGAAUGAUUGUAUUGUGGGUAAAUUUAUCAUCUUAGAUUCACAAAGCACCCGCUUUUUAAACUGUAAUAAUUCAGCUGGUUCAGCUGUCAGCCAAAAAGUUAACAAUGAAAAAACCUUACUUAAAGUUAACUGGACAGCUGAAGCUGGUGAUGCUGAGAGUGUUAUAUUCAGAGCCACAUUUGUCGAGAAUUAUGCAACAUUUUGGAAUCCAGUUGAUUUUAAUGUGGCCAUACCAUCGCCAUCACCAACUACAAUGCCAGGUAGCACAACAGCAGUUACUGAGACUACUGCAGCAGCAGACAUUACACUGACGAUAACAGAAUGGACCAGAAAUAUUACAGUGCUUCCGAUACAUACAACAGAAUUUAGUACAAUGAUUUCUACAAAACCAGAAGGGAGCACUGUUGCAAGUUCUUCAAAUCAAUAUACCACAACAAAAAUCACAAUGAGCAGUACCAAACUAAAGCCUCACACAACAGUUGUUUUACCAUCAAUUUCAACCAGUCAAAGCAGUUCUCUUGGUACCAGCACAACCCCGAAUAGGGAAGAAAGAAAGUACACCCCUCAAAUGGCAUCUGCUGUUUUUGUGAUCUCAUUUGUUCUAAGUGUCCCUUUAAGUUUCCCCAAUAAUGCAAAAUAUCACAACAUUCAUAAGUGGACUAGGAUACUUAGCUGUGUGUUCACUGUUUCACUUGCACUGUCUGCCUCGGUUUUGGUGGUGGUGAAGGAUUCCCUGAAUAGUGUUAACAUUGGAAUAGGAUUUGCAAUGACAGUGACUGCUGUGAUAACAUUUGUCCUACAGAUGUUUGUCUGUUUUAGGAUUGGACGCAGUCAUGAAUUAAAGGAGUUUUUUGAUCUUUCUUCUCUGGUAUUAUUUGUCAUCCAAGAAGUUUUUGCAAUCAUCUUUAUCUACCAAUCUACCAAACAUUGCCAAAUCUGGAUUCUGGGAGUGUUAAUAACACUUACAGUAUGGAUUGGUCUGCAGAUGAUGUACAUUAUUACUGUAAUGGUUCUUGAAGUCACUGGUGUCAUAAACAAAACAGGGAUGCAAACACUACCAGUGCGUAUUACUAUCACAGUCCCAAUAUUUUUCACUGUUGCUUUCUGUGUGGCCAUCAUUGUGGGAAUAUGUCAGUGUUAAGUUGGCU
Messenger RNA from Boleophthalmus pectinirostris (great blue-spotted mudskipper), 2387 nucleotides. RefSeq lists its product as uncharacterized. NCBI's taxonomy places the organism in Eukaryota, Metazoa, Chordata, Actinopteri, Gobiiformes, Gobiidae. The record is from RefSeq and is a predicted model, not a curated record. The transcript has 14 exons. Gene Ontology annotation, molecular function: oxidoreductase activity, acting on metal ions. Bases 986 to 2380 code for a protein of 464 amino acids.